Dufourea novaeangliae is the source of this 1020-nucleotide messenger RNA. RefSeq names its product GDP-D-glucose phosphorylase 1. Gene Ontology annotation, molecular function: GDP-D-glucose phosphorylase activity. The record is from RefSeq and is a predicted model, not a curated record. NCBI's taxonomy places the organism in Eukaryota, Metazoa, Arthropoda, Insecta, Hymenoptera, Halictidae. Bases 1 to 1020 code for a protein of 339 amino acids. Gene Ontology annotation, cellular component: cytoplasm. The transcript has 5 exons. Gene Ontology annotation, biological process: glucose metabolic process.
AUGUUCUGUGAUUCCAAUAUACGUCCUUCAGUUUGUCUCGCUAGAACACUUACUGAUAACACUCAAUCUAUAGAAAAAAGUGAUGAAUUUAAUUUUGACCGUACCUUAAAAGAAAAAUGGGAAGAUGCUAAAAAAAAAGGAGUAUUUCGUUACAUACUGAAUAUUAAGAAUUCAAAAUUCUUGACAGGAAAAUAUCAGUUUCUAGCUCAGCUGAACACUGAUCGUGGUCAUAAAAGAAGAUUUCCUCAAAGUAUCAUAUCACUGACACAGCCUUUUGAUGAGAAAUGUUUUAAUUUCACACAUCUCCCUCCAGAAGAAAAAGUAAUAGAUUUAAAUGAAGAUGAUAUAAUUGCAAUUAAUGUUAGUCCAAUAGAAUAUUGUCACUCUUUGUUGAUACCAGAGAGAUGUAAACAGUUACCUCAAGUUGUAACAAAAUACAGUCUAUAUAAAGCUCUUGAUAUAUUUUUAUUAAGUCAUGACUCAUAUAUCCGAGUGGCAUUCAAUAGUCUUUGUGCUUAUUCAUCUGUGAACCACCUUCAUUGGCAUUUAUAUUAUUUAAAUCAUAGGAUGUUAUUAGAAUACAUUGAUCUUGAGGAAUACAUGGGGCCUAUACAGAUUUUGAGAAAUUAUCCUGCAAAUGGAUUUUGUAUAAAACAGUCAAAUGUAAAAAAUAUAGAUGAACUUGUAAAUUGGGCAUUUUUAAUAAUAGAUUAUUUACAAACAACAGAGAUUGCCCACAAUAUUUACAUUACAAGGGCAAUGACUGAUUCUGGAAAACAACACGAAGACUUGAGAAUCUACAUUUGGGCUAGAAAAUCCAGUGUAGGCAUAAAGGAUACUAAUGUUUUUAUUCCAGCAGUUUGUGAAUUUUUUGGACACUUAUCAAUAAAAUCUGAGGAAAUGUACGAAAAUUUAUCGGAAGAAUAUGUAGCAAAUAUUUUAAAAAAUGUAACAGAAGAAUAUUUUUUACUGGUUUUUGAUGAAGUAAAACAUUUAAUAAAAAAGCAUAUGCCCACAUAA